AUGCUUGUCUCUGCCGUGCAGGUCCGUAUCUCGUUCGUGACAGUCCGGGACGAUCCGCGUGGGCGCCGUGUUGAUUUCGUGUCGCUGCCGGAACAUUUGAUCAUGUCAACGGAUCUGGUGGUGUUGAAUGUGACUGAAACAGCCAGUCGCAGAUUUCAAUCGAAACUUUUUUAUUGGGAGGAUUUUGUGAUUGGUGCUUACCUGGUGAUUAUAUGUUUCUUUGCGGUGACGCUAAACGUGAUGGUCGUGUUCACGUGUUUCUCCAACUGGUCCCGCUUGUCCCGUAACGACCGUUACAUCAUCAACCUAGCCAUCAGUGACAGCCUCAUGCCUCUCUGCGCCUUCCCACUCACCAUCUCAUCCUCGUUCUCUCACGAGUGGAUCUUCGACAAAAUAGGUUGCACAAUAUAUGGGUUCCUUGGAUUUUUCUUCGGGCUCAUCAGCAUAUUGACAUUGACAGUGAUGGCGAUUACACGCUAUUGCGCCAUAUGCCGACCGAAUAUCAAUCUUACAACACAGAACUGGUCCUUUCUGCUGCUGGUGUUGCCUUAUAUGUUCGGCCUGAUCUGGGCCUCUAUCCCUCUCACAGGCUGGGGAUCGUAUUCCGAGGAGAUGUACGGCAUAUCGUGUUCCUUACAAUGGGCUGACAAUAAAAUAUUUACAACACUGGUAUCUCUGUUUUGCAUCAUGACACCGGCGGCUCUGAUACUAUUCGCCUACGGCCGUAUAUUACUCACCUCCAAGAAGAGUACGAAAGCGAUGACUAGCUACUCCAACAUCACGGUAGCAAAGCGGAAGCAGCUGUCUAAUAGAGAGUCCUAUCUCACAAAGGUGUCCCUCUUUUGCAUCAUGACGCCGGCAGCUCUUGAUACUGUUCCCCUACGGCCAGAUAUUGCUCACCUCCUGGAAGAUUUCAAAGGCGAGUGUCGAUACUCCGACAUCACGAUUGAUAAACGGAAAACAACUUUCCAAUAG
This is a messenger RNA of Dreissena polymorpha, 975 nucleotides long. RefSeq names its product opsin-5-like. The transcript has 7 exons. NCBI's taxonomy places the organism in Eukaryota, Metazoa, Mollusca, Bivalvia, Myida, Dreissenidae. Gene Ontology annotation, molecular function: G protein-coupled receptor activity. The record is from RefSeq and is a predicted model, not a curated record. The coding region runs from base 1 to 975 and encodes 324 amino acids. Gene Ontology annotation, biological process: G protein-coupled receptor signaling pathway. Gene Ontology annotation, cellular component: membrane.